Molecule: messenger RNA, 1845 nt
Organism: Penicillium antarcticum
Lineage: Eukaryota; Fungi; Ascomycota; Eurotiomycetes; Eurotiales; Aspergillaceae
Product: GMC family oxidoreductase
Exons: 4
Coding region: 1-1845 (614 amino acids)
Molecular function (GO): flavin adenine dinucleotide binding; oxidoreductase activity, acting on CH-OH group of donors
Source: RefSeq, a predicted model, not a curated record
AUGAAAAGCCCAACUCUCAAAGAAUUCGCCUCCUUCCAGCUCGACUACAUAAUAAUAGGCGGAGGAACAGCCGGUCUAGCAGUUGCCGCACGACUAAGCGAAGACCCUGAAGUCCAAGUCGGAGUCAUCGAAGCGGGACCCUCAGCCCUGGGCAGAGAAGACAAUGGCGCAAUCAACAUACCGGGUCGAUAUGGCGAGACCAUUGGAUCUGAGUAUGACUGGCAAUUUGAAACAACAUCACAGCCAGGUCUCGGUGGACGCUCGCUGCCAUGGCCCAGAGGUCGUGUUUUAGGCGGCACGAGUGCGCUUAACUUUAUGGCGUGGAACCGGGGACAUCGUGACGAUUAUGAUGCUUGGGUCCAACUGGGGAACUCUGGGUGGGGGUGGGAGGAUCUUUUACCCUUCUUUCGUCGCAGCGAGAACUUUCAUCCGCCUAGCGCUGCUCAUCAGGCGUAUUACAAGUCUGCUUAUGAUCCCAAAGUGAACGGAACAGGCGGACCUCUACACACAUCCCAUGUCAAACAGUAUGGCAUCGCGCACCAGUAUUGGCAUGAUACUCUCAAUGUCCUGGGGGUGAAGUCUGUUCCUGAUAGCCUGACAGGUAUCAACAGCGGUGCAUGGAAUAUGGUCUGCACGCUAGAUCCAGACCAUCAGGAACGAAGCUAUUCUGCUUCAGCAUAUUAUGCACCUAUAGCUGGACGCAAGAACUUGCAUGUCCUCACUGAGGCCACGGUCUUGGAAAUCAUACUCGAUUGGAACGGUGAUGGUAAAUGGGUUGCAACAGGAGUUCGAGUCCGUUGUGGUGGAGAAGCAGCUAAGAUACUGGCUGCUCGAGAGGUCAUCCUCAGUGCUGGCAGUGUGCAAGCUCCACAACUUUUAGAGCUGUCAGGCAUAGGUCGACGGGAUGUGUUGGAGGCUGCGGGUAUAGAGUUGAAGGUUCAUAAUCCCAAUGUUGGAGAGAAUCUACAGGAUCACAUGAUGACCGCUACCAUCUUUGAAAUACCACCCACAUUCCCUACUCGCGAUGAUAUUCUUGCGGAUCCUGUUCAACGCACUGCUGCUGAUGACGCCUAUUACGCUUCGCAAACGGGACCGUGGACUGUGAUGCCAUGUUCCGUAGCCUACAUGCCACUCUCGCAAGUUCUCACAUCAGAGGAAUGCAUCGAGCUGUAUAAUGAUGCGCAAAGAUUUGCAAAAGAAACAGGCCAUGCAUGCGACACCCUUCUAGCCAGCCAGUUCGAGCCAGGUAAAAUACGUGGUCAAAUCGAGUUCCUGUUCGAUGUUGGGAACUGGAGCCCAUAUUUUGUCUCUGAGCCGGGUAAGAAGUAUGCUACGAUGCUUCAAAUGCUGCAGUAUCCUUUCUCCCGGGGGUCAAUCCAUCUGCCUCCGAAAAGCGGCAAGCUGAGAACCACAGUUGACGAUAAGCCUGUCAUUGACCCGUGCUACUAUCUCGGUGCUGGUGAGCUCGAUAAGAAGAUCAUGGCAAAGGCGCAAAUAUGGGCAGAUCGAAUCUGUCAGACUGAGCCUUUGGCCCAGAUGGUUCGGGGUCGUGUCUUUCCUCCGCCUGCUGAGGGACCUGGUUCUGAAGGAAGGGUGUACGAAGAUUUUGUCUCUAAUUAUACCAUUACCGACUGGCAUCCCGUUGGCACCUGUGCUAUGGGCGGGUAUGAAGGCGCCAAAGCUGGAGUUGUCGACGAAAGACUUCGGGUAUAUGGUGUUAGUGGCUUGCGAGUAAUCGAUGCUAGUAUCAUGCCAUUGCAGAUCGGAGCACAUAUUCAAGCGACAGUCUAUGCUAUCGCUGAGAAGGGAGCAGAGAUGAUCAAAGAGGACUAUGCAAGCAGAUAA